AUGAACAAUCAGGCUAAUUUUAGGGCCCUUCAAGAUCGACUCCUCGAUCAGUUCGACGUCGAACAGCUUCAAAGAGCUUUGCAAAGGCGACGGCCGGCCUCGCAAGUCCUUUCCCAAUCUUGUGUUGACCCUGCAACGGAGCUGCCGGUCUCUCCAGGAGUGACGGGUUUCACCGCCGCAAGGAAUUGGCCAGAUGUCUCUGCCGGUGUUGUCAGUGAAUGCAGUGCUGCGCCAUCCAUCGACGUGGACGCAGACCUCGCUUUCUGGACUACUUUAGCGGGCUGGGAUGGACCAGAGUUAAACCUCCCGCCAAUGCCGUCAGGUAGGAUGCUACCCUUGCUCCGUAUUCCUCUCGACCGCACUCUGUUGACUCGUUAUGAUCUUGCAUUCCCUACAGGCCCUCUUCAACAGUCUCUACCAAUUCCCACCUUCGUGAACAAUGGGGCCGCCGAUGCUUACGAUUUCCAUGUCCCCACGGAGGUCGUUCAUGAACUCAUCGACUUGUUCUUCGAUAGUGUCCAGUGUUUCCUCCCUCUCUUCCACCGGCCGAGGUUCGUGCAUCGAUUCAAGACCCUGAUCGACGAAGGGUCAGGCUAUUCCGAUUUGAAGAAAGAAGAUGCUUUCAUCCUGAGCGGUGUCAUGGCCAUGUCCGCUCGCUUCUCCACUUCUUCCUUCUUCGACGACGUGGCACCAUAUGCGAGAGGUCAGGUCUUCGCGGCAAAGGCCCGCGCACUUUACGAUACCGCAUUCUCCUAUGAGGGCCGCUGGCAGCCCUCAAUGGCCCUUCUCCAGGGCUGCAUCUUGUUGUCAUUCCACGAACAAACGAGUCGACCAUCGACGAACUGCUGGUUUCUAAUUGGAUCCGCGGUCCGCCUCGCUUUGGAGUUGGGUCUCAACAAUAUAGAUGCGGAACGGGAUGAGUCUCAGCUCACUUCGAGGCCAGCAGAUGAGUGGGUCUUGAUCGAAGAGCAGAGACGGGCAUGGUGGGCGGUCUGGGAGCUGGAUGUCUUCUCAUCUACCAUCCUUCGGCGGCCGUAUUGUAUCGACAAAGAACAUAUGUGCGUUCUAUUACCCAUUCCCGACCCUGAGUGGUUCGCCGACACUCCUGUUCCGUCUACUAUGAUCAACACCGACUCGGCCCGGAUCUGGGACACGCUUCACGAGCAUUUGCACCUGGGCGCCCGGGCUUGGUUUUUAAUCUCGACAUUUCUCAUGGCCAGAGCCAACGACUUCCUCCUACACACCGACACCUCUUUGGAGAAUAUCGACACUUUUGAAGCAACUCUCCCACUUUUCAUGCUCCUGUUGCCACCAGAGUAUGACUUGAGGCCGACAGGGUUUCUUUUCAAUGAGAGGAACUUUGCAUCCUACAAUUGGAUCAUCUCCAUGAACGUCAUGCUACAUACUGUUCGCGUCCUACUGAGAAAAGCAAGAGAAGCUCGAAGACAACCUCGAAAUAAGCAACCAACAGAUGACAUGGUUGAGGAACCGAUACGCUGUCCGUUCGACACCCAGACAGUCUUCCGCGCAAUGCAGGCCUGGGGCCCCGAGUAUAUCGCGCAAGCCUGCCCAUUCAUUACCUGUACCAUUGUUGGCCCGUCGCUAGACAUGAUCCGUACUGCCCUGCACGCAGACAAGGCUUCUGAUCAUGAUCACCAUAUCCAGCUCAUCAAGCUCGUCCUGAGACGGAUCGGCAGAUACUGGGACAUUGGAAACUGCGCGCUCAGGCUCGUCGAAAUAUCUGAGAGAGAAUCCGACCUCGCUGGUCAAGGCUGCGAAUCGGAACUAUCAGGCCUCCGCAAGAGCUUUUCUUUGCUUGUUGGCAGCUCAAGGUUACAAGCGCCACUCUCUGAGAGCCCUUCUUCUAGUGAACGGUAGCGAUCAGCCCAUCAUUGACAAUCGUCAGCCUGCAACAACACAUGACUCUUGUUUGGAAUAUUAGGCCGUGUCUGGAAAUUCAAGAGCAUCUGAUUGUAAAAUUGACACAUCAAACGCACCAUCGUGAUCGAUUCGACUACGGCACGAACGCCACCUCGCCAAACGUAUGUGUCAAUACUACCACCCUCCUUCUGACAACCACUACAACUUCGGGACCAGCAAGUA
Molecule: messenger RNA, 2103 nt
Organism: Exophiala oligosperma
Lineage: Eukaryota; Fungi; Ascomycota; Eurotiomycetes; Chaetothyriales; Herpotrichiellaceae
Exons: 4
Coding region: 1-1878 (625 amino acids)
Biological process (GO): DNA-templated transcription
Cellular component (GO): nucleus
Molecular function (GO): zinc ion binding; DNA binding
Source: RefSeq, a predicted model, not a curated record